AUGGACGAUAGCGCUCAAAUUAUUGAACAUUUGAAGGGAAAGGAAAUAUUUUCCAACAAUCAGUUUCCGCUUUCAUCAUCUUACGUUGAGAAGGAUGAGCCAGUUCGACACUGGUUCACGAUGAAGGAGGUUCAGAAGAGAAAGAGAUGGCGAAGUGAAGGCAGAUACCACACCAGCUAUUCCUUAAUAAGGAAGGUGUGGAUGUGGCAUCAGAUUGCUGGCAAUAGUUCCGGAACGCAGAGAAGUGGAGACGGUUUGCGAAAUCCCAUUAAGUUUUAUUUUGAUUGGCGAUGGCUCUUCAUUCUAAGGAAUGGAGCUCCAUUGUGGCUGUAA
Messenger RNA from Loa loa (African eye worm), 333 nucleotides. RefSeq lists its product as hypothetical. The record is from RefSeq and is a predicted model, not a curated record. The coding region runs from base 1 to 333 and encodes 110 amino acids. NCBI's taxonomy places the organism in Eukaryota, Metazoa, Nematoda, Chromadorea, Rhabditida, Onchocercidae. The transcript is spliced from 2 exons.